AGCAUGAGGAGACUCAGUGAAAUGGAUGUUGGUAUUCCUGUGCCUCUACAUCUGCAACAACCUCUGUUCAUUGAGACCGACAUCACUUAUAAUCUGGAUAUGUCCAAAUUUCCGGGUCUGGAUGACCCACAACAAAUGUAUGAGCCGGCCCUCUUAAUUGCAUCCAACGAGAACCCUUGGAGUUGUACAGACGAGAGAGGAACUGUACCAGGGCAAUGCGACUCCCGAUUUGCUUCUCACUCUCACAGAAACGGCUAUAUGACCAACGACCAAGGCAGAUAUGUAGCAAUGAAUGAUUUUCAAUCCACCCUGAAUAAUCCCUCAAGCGAAAUGAUGCUUCAUACAACAGAAGAAUCUUCAAAGAUCCUUGAAGACGUACUCAGUGUGAUAGAUUCCUGUCCUGAAGGAUUACUUGACAAGCUUGUGAGUUCAACCAGUUCUUUCGACUACACAGCCAGCCGGAUACCUCAUUGUCCUUCUUAUCUGACAAAUGAACCGUGUCGUCCACCAAUGUACCCAGACAAUACACAACCUUUGUACUCGAACAAUGUCACGGAUUGCACCAGACAUUGGACGUACAAUACUCGCGUGUUUCCUUCAAGAAAUGCCGGAUUAACUCACAUCCCGGAUUAUGUUCGUAAUCUCUCUGCCUUGUCAUGUGUCAAGACUAACGCUUGUGUCAAACGAAAGCAUAGCAGUGAUGAAGAUGGAUCUGAUUAUGGGAAACGACGUUGUAAAGCUCUCCAGUCUAUGGGUGUGAUGUAUCACCAUGGUUACAAUGUAUCUUACGCAGGACAAUAUCAACCAUUCAAUGAGACAAUGUUCGGCAGGAGCGUCAUGACAUGAUGAUGUAUUGAGCUGUAUUUAUUGUUAUGAACCGUGCUAUGAACAUUCUUCUCUAAAUGUCUUUCACUACAGUCCCAAACCAAAAUGACCGAAUGUGACUGUCAUGAUAUGCUAAUUUACGUCAAUAGCCUUUUUGGCCAAUUAAAAUGUACAACAUAUUUGGUGUUCUUACAAUCUUACAUAUCUUGGCAUAUACAGUCAAACCGAUCUUUCUCACAAAUACUAGUACAUACCACGCGAUACAUAAUGCAAAUACCUGUCACGAAUUUUGUUCUUUUCUCACCUUAGUGCUCGAUGACAACUGCAAAACAGAUGAACAUAACAGAUCGGUAUCCGCUGUUUUUUCUUAUCACUUGACGAAUUCUAGGACUGGUAAAUUCCAAAUAUUUAUACAACGAUGAAAGUUUGAAUUUGGCGUUAUACAGUGUACCAGUAUUAUGGUUCACGAAAGCCUCUUAGCUCAAUGU
Haliotis rubra (blacklip abalone) is the source of this 1313-nucleotide messenger RNA. RefSeq lists its product as uncharacterized. The coding region runs from base 4 to 846 and encodes 280 amino acids. The record is from RefSeq and is a predicted model, not a curated record. Lineage: Eukaryota; Metazoa; Mollusca; Gastropoda; Lepetellida; Haliotidae. The transcript has 2 exons.